Molecule: messenger RNA, 748 nt
Organism: Nicotiana attenuata
Lineage: Eukaryota; Viridiplantae; Streptophyta; Magnoliopsida; Solanales; Solanaceae
Product: DNA-directed RNA polymerase III subunit 1-like
Biological process (GO): DNA-templated transcription
Molecular function (GO): DNA-directed RNA polymerase activity; DNA binding
Source: RefSeq, a predicted model, not a curated record
CAAUGAGAAUGACAUCACGGAGAGGCUUAAGCGUAUUAUUCAAGCAAAUGCCAGACUUCUCGAAGACAUUUCUGAUACAAGUUUUCAAAAUAAGAGUCUGAAUGCUUGGGUUGAUCUGCAAAUGGAAGUUGCACAGUAUAUAAACAGUGAUGUUCGUGGAGUGCCACUACAUUUGCAAGCUAGUAAACCAAUGAGUGGUUUCACUCAACGCCUUAAAGGAAAGCAGGGACGAUUCCGUGGAAAUCUCUCAGGGAAGCGUGUGGAAUAUACUGGACGAACUGUUAUAUCUCCUGAUCCGAAUUUGAAAAUUACAGAGGUUGCCAUUCCAAUACUGAUGGCUCGAAUUUUGACAUAUCCUGAGCGAGUUUCACAGCACAACAUAGAGAAGUUGAGGCAAUGUGUUCGUAAUGGACCAAAUAAAUAUCCUGGUGCGAAGUUUAUCAAGCAUCCUGAUGGAACUGAGAUAUCGUUGAUGUUCUCUUCUAGAAAGCGUCAUGCUGAUGAAUUGAAAUUUGGUUAUAUUGUCGAUCGGCAUCUGGAAGAUGGAGAUAUAGUCCUGUUUAACAGACAGCCAAGUCUUCAUAGGAUGUCAAUCAUGUCUCAUCGGGCAAGGAUAAUGCCAUGGCGCACAUUGAGAUUUAAUGAAUCUGUAUGCAAUCCUUAUAAUGCUGAUUUUGAUGGGGACGAGAUGAAUAUGCAUGUGCCACAAACAGAAGAGGCGAGAACAGAGGCUCUUAUGUUAAUGGGG